This is a messenger RNA of Python bivittatus (Burmese python), 806 nucleotides long. NCBI's taxonomy places the organism in Eukaryota, Metazoa, Chordata, Lepidosauria, Squamata, Pythonidae. The record is from RefSeq and is a predicted model, not a curated record.
GGGAGCCCGCCCUUCUGCGCCCAAGGCACCCCGAGCCCUGCUGGUCAUUGCCAUCCCGCCAUGGCGCCCAUCGCGGUCCUCCUCCUAUCUGGGCUCUUGCUGGCUUCACCCUCCUGGGCUCGCAAGCCCCGGCCCACCAAGGGCCCCAUCGAGAAGAUCAGCGCCCAGGCGCACUUUGAUCCUGCCCGGUUUGCAGGGAAGUGGUUUUUGGUGGGGGUGGCCUCUGACUGCCAUUACCUGCGCGAAAAUAGCUACCGGCUAGAAGCCACCAACGUGGUUGUGUCGGUGACUGACAGCGAUGCUGAGCUGAAAUCUUUGCGCUUUAGCACCUUCCGCCCACUGGAAGGGAUCUGCUGGAACAUCAAGCAGACCUAUUUUGCCAGCAGGACUCCCGGGCGGUUCCUCUUGAAAGGCCGGGGUGCCCCAGUGGACGUGGUGGUGGGGGAGACGGAUUACAGCGGCUACACCAUCUUGUACCUUCAGAAGAACCACAAGAUCUCAGCGAAGCUUUACGGACGAACGGCACAGGUCACAAAUAACAUCCUGAAAAAGUUUGAGGCCGCUGUGGCUGCCAUCGGCAUGAGUGAUGACGUCACCUUUUAUUACCCCGUCUACGGGUUUUGUAACUCGGCUGACCAAUUCCACAUCCUUGACGAAACCAAGUACACGGGGUAGCAGUAGAGGGGAGCAGCCUCCCAUCCGACGCUCUACCUGUGCCAGACAGCCUGCGCGGAGACUCAAAAGCAGGAAUCGCUGCCUUUUGAUACCUGUUCCUGUUCCCAUGAGAAUAAAGCCAAUUUAAGAAA